AUAGCUCAGCAAAGUUCAGUUCAACUUUCGGAAGAAGGAUGUGAGCUGGAAUGGGCAGGGUCCAGAUUUGACAGGAAAAGACACUUCACUGGAGGUAUCUGCGAGAGUCCUGGGUUUGAGGGAAGGCGUACUGGUUAUGAAUAAGGAAAUGAUCUCUUCACCACUUCCUAAACACAUACAUGUCAUUCCCUACCAUCUCCACCCGCUGUUUAUUCUGAGCUGCACCAACCAUGUUCAUCACCUCAUCUGGGAUUUACUGAGUUUACCCCUUGCAGAGCUACACAAUAGUAGUAAAGGAAAGACUAAAAACCAAUUUAUCUUAUAUUAAAAUUACGACUUAGUAAAUAUUUUAUUCAGUAAUGCAGUUUGCUAGUGACAGAGCCAAUAACUGAAUUCUGGUCCUUUGAGUACCAGGUCAGGGCUUUUGUCAUCUACCACAUUUAAGUUACCUACCACAAGAAGUUUCCUAGUAAAAGGUCCUCUUGUGAAACUGCAGCUAAGGGAGACCAAACUGUCAAAAAGACAAACACCUUAAAGCACUUCCAUUCAUUCUCUCCUGAUUCUGUCAUCUCAAGUGGCUAAACACAUUAGUAGGAAAACAGCUCUGCUUUCAACACUCUUGGCCCUUUCUCAAGAGAACCUGAAAAUGAAAAAAUUUCAGAGACCAGUUUCAUUCCAGGACCUGACUGUGAACUUCACCCAAGAGGAAUGGCAGCAACUGGACCCUGCUCAGAGGCUCCUGUACAGGGAUGUGAUGCUGGAGAACUACAGCAACUUGGUCUCUGUGGAGUCCCUGAUGUCCAAAGAUCUUGGUCCAAGUUCUGUAAUUUCCCAUUAACAGGGUAUCAUGUUAGCAAACCAGAUGUGAUUUUCAAAUUGGAGCAAGGAGAAGAACCAUGGAUAAUGGAGGAAUUCUCAAAUCAGAACUACCCAGAAGUCGAUGAUGCCUUAGAGAAGAGCAAGGAAAUCCAAGAUAAACAUUUGAUACAAACUGUAUUCUUCAGCAACAAAACGCUGAUUACAGAAAGAGAGAAUGUAUUUGGGAAAACACUUAAUCUGGGCAUGAAUAGUGUUCCCUCAAGAAAAAUGCCCUAUAAAUGUAAUCCAGGAGGAAACAGUUUGAAAACUAAUUCAGAAGUAAUUGUUGCAAAGAAAAGCAAAGAAAACAGAAAGAUUCCUGAUGAAUACAGUGGAUUUGGGAAGCAUGAAAAAAGUCAUUCGGGAAUGAAAAAAUACAGAUACAAUCCAAUGAGGAAAGCCAGCAAUCAAAACGGAAAUCUUAUUCUGCACCAGAACAUUCAGAUUUUGAAACAACCUUUUGACUAUAAUAAAUGUAGGAAAACCUUCUUCAAGAGGGCAUUUCUCAUUACACAAAAGGGGAGACAGACUGAAAGGAAACCAAAUGAAUGUAAUGAAUGUAGGAAAACCUUUUCUAAGAGAUCUACCCUCGUUGUACAUCAGAGAAUUCAUACAGGGGAGAAACCGUAUGUUUGUAAUGAUUGUAGAAAAACUUUUCGUGUGAAGACAAGCCUCACUCGACACCAAAGGAUUCAUACUGGAGAGAGACCCUAUGAAUGCAGUGAAUGCGGGAAAACCUUCAUUGACAAAUCUGCCCUCAUUGUACACCAGAAAAUUCACGGAGGGGAGAAAUCCUAUGAGUGUAAUGAAUGUGGAAAGACCUUUUUUCGGAAGUCAGCCCUGGCUGAACAUUUCAGGUCACACACAGGGGAGAAGCCUUAUGAAUGCAAGGAAUGUGGAAAUGCCUUCAGCAAGAAAUCAUAUCUUGUUGUACAUCAAAGAACUCACAGAGGAGAGAAGCCAAAUGAAUGUAAGGAAUGUGGGAAAACCUUCUUCUGUCAGUCAGCCCUUACUGCGCAUCAGAGAAUUCACACAGGAGAAAAACCCUAUGAAUGUAGUGAAUGUGAGAAAACCUUCUUUUGUCAAUCUGCCCUCAAUGUGCAUCGAAGAAGUCAUACAGGAGAGAAGCCCUAUGAAUGCAGUCAAUGUGGAAAAUUUUUAUGUACGAAAUCAGCCCUCAUUGCACAUCAGAUAACUCAUAGAGGAAAGAAGUCUUAUGAAUGUAAUGAAUGUGGGAAAUUUUUCUGCCAUAAGUCAACACUCACUAUCCAUCAGAGAACACACACAGGAGAGAAGCAUGGUGUGUUUAAUAAAUGUGGUAGAAUAUCCAUUGUGAAGUCAAACUGCAGUCAGUGUAAGAGAAUGAACACAAAGGAGAAUCUUUAUGAGUGUAGUGAACAUGGGCAUGCCGUCAGCAAAAACUCACACCUCAUUGUACAUCAGAGAACUAUAUGGGAGAGACCAUAUGAAUGCAAUGAAUGUGGGAGAACCUACUGCAGGAAGUCAGCCCUGACUCACCAUCAGAGAACACACACAGGAGAGAGACCCUAUGAGUGUAAUGAAUGUGGGAAAACCUUCUGUCAGAAGUUCUCCUUUGUUGAACAUCAGCGAACUCACACUGGGGAGAAACCAUAUGAAUGUAAUGAAUGUGGGAAAUCCUUCUGCCAUAAGUCAGCCUUCAGAGUCCAUGGAAGAAUUCACACAGGAGAGAAACCAUAUGAAUGUAAUCAAUGUGGGAAAACCUACCGUCGCCUGUGGACUCUCACUGAGCAUCAGAAAAUACACACAGGAGAGAAACCUUAUGAAUGUAACAAAUGUGAGAAAACAUUUCGCCACAAAUCAAAUUUUCUUUUACAUCAGAAAUCCCACAAGGAAUAAGUUCCAACAAAGUAAUAAAUUCCAACAAAGCAACAAAUCAAAUAACUUACACAAUGCUAAACUGUGAGUAUGUAUAGAGGAGUAAAAUCUUAUAAAUGUAAUGAAUAUGGAAAAUGUUUCUGCCAUAAGUCAACCCUCAAUGUAACAUCAGAGAAAUCAUGUAGGAAAGAAACAAUUUGUUUAAUAAAUGUAUUAUUCAUUGUGAAAAAUGAAAAUAUUCAGCAGCAAUCCAAAGGUUAUACCAAAUGUGCCUCCCUUUUAAAAUAAUGAAACAAACAUUGUUUAAGUUAAGUUGUUACUUGGUUCCUCCCCACAGUGUUACUUGAUAGUGUAUGAUAGUGUAUGACCUUCAUUUCAAAUCAAUACCAUUGUUCGAUAGUUGAGUAAUUUACAGUUUCUCAAUUUAUGGUGUAUUUUCAGAUUUGGCAGAUUUUCUGUUGUCUGCUAACUCCAUAGUCUUCUAGUAGCAGACUAUAUAACUUUAUCUGCAAAGGUGACAACUCAGGAGAACUAACCAUUGUACUCUAUGCACCCAUGGUAGUUAUACCCCAGGUGAGCAUUUUGUAAAGCUGAGCCAAUGAAAGCCCUUCCUAAGACCUUUCUAAUGGAAGUUAGGCACAGGAUAACUAGUUCAUGAUCCUGAAGCUUUCAGCCAAGUCAAGAAAACAGCAAUUGCAGUAGGAAAAACAUGGGAAAAUAAGCAUUUUUGAACAACAAAGAGAAUUUGGAUGAUGGUUGAAUCCAAAAAGUGUUUAUUUCUCUGGUUUUAGUAUUCUCUAAUAUCCACUCAACCCCAUCUACCAGUGGUUUGAUUUUGUCAAUUAGUAUGUUUUCAAAAAUCUCUUGGAUUUCCUAAUCAACAUUAGAGGUAUUCUUUAGAAGUCACUGAUCAAAUUCUGAGAACAAAAGGCCUCUGGGAUGCUGAUCAGGAUUACAUUGUAUGGAUAUGUGUGAUGAGGUAGGAUUGCCACUUUUAUGGGGUUAUUGGGAAAUGUUUACCUUUCAAGUCCUGAUUUCCAUGAGUGGGAUUUUCCCUAUACCUGUUCCUAGCCUCUCUGCCACAUUAUGCAUUCUGCCCCAGGGAUGAGGAAGUAGGCUUAUCUAGUUGGUAAGAUAGUGAUGGGUAACUGGGUUUGCUCACCUGAACUCCCUCUUCAUUGUGGGCUGACCUGCAAGUACAAUUUCUUGUCACAGUUAUUGCCUGUGAUUGGUAAAUUGGUCUAAUUCUGUCAUUCAGCUAAUUGGCCCAUUAGCUGAAUGGUCACACUAAGUUGCAUCCUCCAACUCAAUUUGAUCAGUAAUAAAAGUUUCAUCCUGC
Symphalangus syndactylus (siamang) is the source of this 4054-nucleotide messenger RNA. RefSeq names its product zinc finger protein 334 (gene ZNF334). Lineage: Eukaryota; Metazoa; Chordata; Mammalia; Primates; Hylobatidae. The record is from RefSeq and is a predicted model, not a curated record. Gene Ontology annotation, molecular function: RNA polymerase II cis-regulatory region sequence-specific DNA binding; DNA-binding transcription activator activity, RNA polymerase II-specific. Gene Ontology annotation, cellular component: nucleus. Gene Ontology annotation, biological process: regulation of transcription by RNA polymerase II.